GGAGAGGUCGGGCUGCGGCCGCCAGGGAGAGGUUCCCUCCACUCAGGGCUUUGAGCAUGAGACACUCGGAUCUCCAGUGUGAAGCUACCUUUGGUUCAGCUGUUGGACUAGCUCUUUAAGGACUCUUUAAACCAUUGCAGGCUGAUGAGCUUUUGGGAGACUGGGCAGAGCGGCCAGAGAUGCUCCAGCUACAGAGGAUGAGGAGGCUUGCGGGGGCAAACUGCCUGCUCCGGAGACACAGCGCUACGUGGAGGAGCUCUACCAAAAAUGCAUCAUUUUCAGAAGUGCUGCAACUGGAGGAUAAAAAGCUCACUGGUGUAGUUUUCCCUCUCCAGGGUCUAGAGAAGUAUCUAGCCCCGAACGUGAACACUGCAAGCUUCCGGACUUUCAACCCUGGCCUGGAUGACAUCCACAGGGCAGAGGCGCUUUUCAAACCCUCGGGCAGACAUGUGAUUGAUUAUUUCAGUUCUGCCGUCCGCAUGGACCAUGCACCACAGCUGUCACAGCCUGAGGUGUGCUUUGUGGGCAGAAGCAAUGUUGGGAAAUCCUCCUUAAUAAAGGCCUUGUUUUCAUUGGCUCCCGAUGUUGAAGUCCGAGUGUCAAAAACUCCAGGCCACACAAAGAAAAUGAAUUUCUUCAAAGUGGGGAAAUACUUUACGUUGGUGGACAUGCCAGGCUAUGGCUACCGAGCCCCGCAAGACUUUGCUGACAUGGUGGAGGCCUAUUUACAAGGGCGUCAGAACUUGAAGAGGACGUUCUUAUUAGUGGACAGCUUGGUAGGAUUUCAGAAAGCAGACCACAUUGCCAUAGAAAUGUUGGAGGAGUUUGGGAUCCCUUACGUUUUUGUGUUAACCAAAAUGGACAAAGCUCCCAAGGGACUGUUGGUUAAAAAUGUACUGGAGAUCCAAGACUUCGCAGAGAAACACACUCAGGGGUGCUUUCCUCAACUCUUCCCAGUCAGUUGCAUAGAGUAUUCUGGCAUCCACCUGCUGAGGUGUUUUAUAGCCCAUGUUACAGGAAACCUUCCCAUGAUGAAUUCUUGACAGCCACAACUCUCCUGUUGUAUUCUACUCAUCCAGCACAACUGGGCUUCCUACCUGGAGGUGGAAAGGACCUGUCCUUUAAGAAGUUAUGAGAGGAUGAUGCCUGAAAAGAAAGUCUGGUACAUAGGCUGCAUGGAGUUAUGUGGUACCUCCACUCUAUGCCCCAAAAGGAAAUUACCCUAAUGUAAUUGAGCACCAGUGGCUACAAGCUGUGAGGGCUCUCCACCACCCCAUCAGUUCCUAGGAGAAAGAGCAGAUGAAAAGCUGUGACUUUGUGAAUGGUGAGAAGAUGACGACUGCUUUGACAGCACUUGUUAAUGGAGCACUCUGCUGGAAGAAUUAGUACUUACAUAGCGUCUAUUGCCUUAGAGAGCAAGGCCUGAGGAUUUCAAAGGGGUGGAGGUUGCCUCUCCUUUUUGCACUGCGUUCUCUUGCUUAGCACAGACUUCAUUGUGGACCUCUCAAGGAACAAACCAAAAUUCUAAAGUGAUGACAACUGACCAUAAAGGAGUGAACUUCCAUGGCAAAUGAGGUACAUGCUGCAUAUCUGGCCCUACCUUGUCCCUCAGUGGCAGCCUCCUAUUCUUCAGGGGCACAUAACAGAUGUGGAAUAAACUUCUCACACUAAGUUGCAUCUGUCCAGCAAUGCCCACUAGAUGGCAUAGCUGUAGUGUUACUGAUGGGUAAGGUUUCCUUCCCAGAAGAUCGCCCAUUCUUAAGCUCCGUUUACACUGGUGGGGUGUGGAGUACUGGCUGUGUUCUCACUUGUCACUGCAGGGGCUAGCUGUAUGCCAUGGCAACAGGCUUCAAGAGGGGGGAGCAGCUGGAGCCUUUCACUGGGGCAGGGGAAGGCUUAAGUAGGAGGAUGUUACACUGCUAAAAAUAGCACUAUAGAGCAAGGAGGUAGGUGUGUGUGCGCGCAUGCGCACACACACACAGAGCGCUCUCCAGCCUGGGGGUUCAGGCAUGUGCUCUUCACUGAAGCAAUGCUGUUAAAUACCAAUGCUAUGUCUGUACUCUACAUGUGACUUAAGUGUAGAUUAAGAGGGUGUGUGGUCAAGUUCAUGUCUGUUCAUAAAAGGAAAUGCUUUACCUAACCUAAUUGACCUCAGAAACUCAUUGUCAUUAGAUGUUAAUCCUGCUACCUGAUAGUAGCCACUCCUAAAAACAGGAUCUGGGAGUUGUUGGAACAAUAGCCUAAUGCAGUAAACUAAUUCUUAUGUGCUGUAAGCAAAAGAGAUUGAUCAAAGUACUUAGGAGUUAAAUCCAUCAAGCAGAACAAAGGGAGAGUCAGGGCUAUGACUCCAUCUAUAACCACUGUUAGAAGUGCUUAGUGUCAUAACAGCAGAGGUGCUGUCCCAAGACCUUGUGUCCCAAAUGGUACAUCUCUCAGGGGCAAAGUUUCCUGGAGCACAUGCUAUGGUUCAAUGUCAGUUCUUGGUGAAUAGUUUCAGCAUGCUAGCAAACAUUUUUCAGAAGCAUCCACUCAGUUUUGGGUGCUGCAUGCUCUGGGCUCUUGCCAAGUUAAGCAUCCAAAAUUAAUGGACCCUUUUGAAAAGUGUGUCUUAAAUCCUAUAGCUUCAUAUACAUCUGCCUGCAGAAC
Molecule: messenger RNA, 2646 nt
Organism: Emys orbicularis (European pond turtle)
Lineage: Eukaryota; Metazoa; Chordata; Testudines; Emydidae
Gene: GTPBP8
Product: GTP binding protein 8 (putative)
Exons: 8
Coding region: 180-1043 (287 amino acids)
Cellular component (GO): mitochondrion
Molecular function (GO): GTP binding
Source: RefSeq, a predicted model, not a curated record